Molecule: messenger RNA, 1476 nt
Organism: Aureobasidium pullulans EXF-150
Lineage: Eukaryota; Fungi; Ascomycota; Dothideomycetes; Dothideales; Saccotheciaceae
Exons: 1
Coding region: 1-1476 (491 amino acids)
Source: RefSeq, a predicted model, not a curated record
AUGGCUUAUACGACACUCUUGUCUCUCGGCCCAGAGAUUCACAGUAUUAUUGCCUCACAGUUGAGCUCCCACGACUUUGGCCAUCUCCGCUCAACCUGUAAAGAGCUGUGCAAUCGACUUGGGGCACAGUUCGCGGAGCAAUGUUUUGCGGAAAGGCGAUUUCUCUUUACGCAGGAUAGUCUGCAAGGUCUGGUUGAUCUCACUGCUCAUAAAGUGUUUGCACCUCACAUCAAGAAAAUCCUCUUUGGCUCUGGAAGGCUUUCUAUCUAUCCAAGCUGUCCACACUGGAUCACCGAAGACGAAAUGGACGCGGAAGCCCUGCGUCUGCGUCAGCUCUACGUGGCGGCGGCAAAGAAGCAAGAGGCGUUCAUCGCCUCCAAGCAGCACAUUAGAAUGAUGCACGCCGCUUUGAGAAAUCUCAAGAAAUAUAUUGGCAAGAAGAAGUACAACAACCGGGUCACUCUUGGUAUCUUUGACGUGGCUGGAGAGAUUGCUACAUCCAAAGGAUCUCACUAUUGCCACCACAGUGUUACAUACUUCAGAACUGCUUACGGCUUCGACAAAUUCUUGGGCGAGCUAUCUGAGUUUCAAAAAUGGGGCGAAGCGGGCCUGGAUCCGGUAGAAGAAUGGUAUCUGAACCCUCUCGACACGACAAGGGAUAUCCGGCAGGCUUGCAACAAGGCAAACUUCGAAUGGAACAGCAUGGAACUUGAUUGUAUCUGGCACCAAAGCUUUCCGUUCGCCUCUACCAAUGGAUGGUUUACUGUGGAUGAUGGCUGUAGCUCACAAGCUCAUGUCCACCUGGCUAUCGGUAUGCUGGAUCACGAGGAAUAUGGAGAUGCAGAUCUCUGCGUCAAAGUGUCGAGAGGCUACGAGUCUGAGCUGCGGAUCAUGACAAAGAACAGACGUCUGGAGUUUCGAGUCAAAGCUGGCGACACAAAAGACGAGCCAGCCUUCAGGGGCGUCAGCGAAGAGUAUGGGAAAAUUUCCAAGGACUUUGGAAAAGAUGUUUUCCAGGAACUGCGACUGCAAGAUUGCGUGGUCGGGCUUCGCCGCCUGUGCAAUUUCUUCGUUGCACAUGCAAAGACGUUGCGCAGAGUCGAGCUUGUCAAUGUCAGACUGGAUGUCACAGACCGAUGGGCCACCGAAGAUUGCGCUUCAGGCACACCACUUACGCUGUUGAAGUGCAUCAGAGAGAAGCUCAAGCUAGACAGUCUGAUCUGCAAUAACCUGCGUUGCAAUACUAGCGAAGGAAUCUUUCCAAGUAACGAAUAUGCAACAUUCAUCAAAGGGCCUGCUGAAUGGGACGGUACAAGGUAUAUCACGGAGACAAUGAAUGUUUUGAUUGGGUCCGAUAACAAGGAUUGGAAAGAGGAGGCGACUGGAUGGGAUCAGGUUGAGGUCGAUGAAGAGUAUCACCUGGACGAUUACAGUCUUGACUUUGAGGACUUUCCAAGACAUCGCAGAGGGUCAUGA